AUGCAGUCUGCGGUAAGGCAAAACCUCCACGCAGAGUGUGAAGGCGACAUCAACAAACUCAUCAACCUUAAGCUAAAUGCAUCCUACACCUACCUUUCUCUGGGCAUGUAUUUUGACAGGGAUGAUGUUGCCCUGUAUAAAUUCUCCAGUUUCUUCUUGGAGCUCUCAAAAAAAGAGCGAGAACAUGCUCAGAAGCUGCUGGAGUACCAAAACAUGAGAGGGGGUCGUAUUUUGCUGCAGACUAUUGCUAAACCAAGUCGAGAGGAUUGGAGAGGUGGUCUGGAUGCCAUGUCUUUCUCCCUGGACUACCAGAAAGCCAUGAAUACUUGUAUUCUGGAUGUCCACCGCAAGGCUGACACUCGUACUGACCCCCAUCUUUGCGAUUUCCUCGAGCAGCAAUUCCUCGACGACAGCCACGAGACCAUCAAGAAGCUGGGCGACUACAUCGGCAGCCUGAAACGCAUCACGGCCUCCGAAAGCCACGGCCCCUUGGGAGAAUACCUCUUUGACAAGCACACCUUGUAA
Messenger RNA from Nerophis lumbriciformis (worm pipefish), 525 nucleotides. Lineage: Eukaryota; Metazoa; Chordata; Actinopteri; Syngnathiformes; Syngnathidae. The record is from RefSeq and is a predicted model, not a curated record.